This is a messenger RNA of Solea solea (common sole), 6942 nucleotides long. RefSeq names its product transforming acidic coiled-coil-containing protein 2-like. Bases 322 to 5583 code for a protein of 1753 amino acids. Gene Ontology annotation, biological process: cerebral cortex development; cell population proliferation; mitotic spindle organization. The record is from RefSeq and is a predicted model, not a curated record. NCBI's taxonomy places the organism in Eukaryota, Metazoa, Chordata, Actinopteri, Pleuronectiformes, Soleidae. The transcript is spliced from 13 exons. Gene Ontology annotation, cellular component: cytoplasm.
CUGAUCAGUGCUGUGGUAUUCUGCCACAGAGGAAGAGGAGGAGGAGAGACCUUGACUGGGGUUAGAAAAAAGAGCGAAGUGAGAGAAAGAUUGAUAGAAUACAAAAAAAGAAGAAUGGAAAAGAAAUGUCUUCUUCAUUUCAUGGACAACCAGGUACUCGUGUGAAGAGAGGAGCUCUGUGGAAAGAUGUGAGAGCUGCUGCAUGGGUAAAAAUCUGAGGAAGAAACACUUGAAAAGAGGAUCUGGGGAAAAACAACAACGGCAGUCCUUGGCCAUCGUUGAUUCAACAGAGGGUCGAGGAAUCCUAAGGAAAGAGGAGUGAUGUCUUGGCUGUCACCGGUGUCAUGGGCCAAAUGGACGUGGACAACAGUGCGAGGGGGAGAGGGAGAAGCGGAGGAUGAAGAGGGGCAGGAGGCCAGUGAGGAGAGGGAGCGAAGACAGGAGGAGGAGGAGGAGGAGGACAGAUCACAGGGCUGCAGCUCUGACUCAGAGGGUAAUUUUGGCACCCCUGAAGCAGUAACUCCUGUCCGCACCCUUUCGACCAUCCAGGGAGAGCUGGAGAACAACAACACUGAUGCAGACAGACCAGACUUGGAUGAGGAAGAACACCUGAUAGUGACUGCUCCUGUCGAGGAUCAGGAUAGUUUCCCCAGCCACAGCAUGGGUCAAGAUGAGCCUGCAGUGCCCAUGGGUGGCCCUCUGGAGAUAAACAUGCAGACGCUAGAAGCAGAACAAGCAGAUGAUCAUCCAGAAGCUUCAGGCUCUGUUCCUGUCUUUGAUUCACCAUUAAUGAAGGCGACUCCUCAGCUCUCUAAAUGCACAGCACUACCCUCUGAGCUAACCCAAGCCCCAGCCACUAUCCUAGUCACUGAUCCUAUACUGGAUCUGGCUGCUGAAACAGCACCAACUCAAGUACCUGCCCUUGCCCCUGCCCCUGCCCCUGCUCCAUUCUUAGCUCCAGCUCCAGCACAAGCACCUGCUUCAGCUACUGCUUCUUAUUCUGUUGCAGUACCAGCUUCAACUCCAGAACCAACCCAAGUACCACACUCAGAACUGAGCAGUGAACCUGCACCCUACCGAUCUCUGGAGCCCCCAGAGGAAAAACGUCAUGCUGUUUCAGAAUCAGAGUCCAAUGGCUCCCAGUCAAAGCCUCAAAAGACUAAAACCAACAAAUCUAAGUGUCCAUCUCUGAAAACAGAUGCUACAUUGAACGAGAUCACUCAGACAAAUGAGGAACAAGAACGUCCGGUUCCAAAGGACACGUACAACUGUGACCACGACCAGCUAGAUAACAUCUCUAACCCUUUUACCAGGGGUGGAUCCAAAAUCCCUAACUCUCCUUUAGAGGAGAAACCUCAUGCUGUUUCAGGACCAGAGUCCAGUGGCUCCCACAAACACACAGAGCCUACUGAAAAGACUAAAACCACAGAAACCAAGCCUGCUUCUCUGAAAAUGGAGGAUACAAUGAGUGAGGACACUCAGACAAAUGAGGAACAUGAACAUCCGAUUCCAAAGGCCACGUACAACUUUGACCCUGACCAGCUAGAUAACAUCUCUAACCCUUUUACCAGGGGUGGAUCCAAAAUCCCUAACUCUCCUUCAGAGGAAAAGCCUCCUGCUAUUUCAGAACCAGCGUCCAAUGACUCCCCCAAACAGUCAAAGCCUACUCUAAAAAAAACUAAAACCAGCCAAUCUAAGCCUCCAUCUUUGAAAAUGGAUGCUACAUUGAAUGAGAUUGUUCAGGCAAGUGAUGAACAAGAAUAUCCUGUUUCCAAGGCUACAUAUAACUUUGAGCCUGACCAGCUGGAUAACAGCUUCAACCCUUUUACCAUGGGUGGAUCCAAAAUCCCUAACUCUCCUUCAGAGGAAAAGCCUCCUGCUAUUUCAGAACCAGCGUCCAAUGACUCCCCCAAACAGUCAAAGCCUACUCUAAAAAAAACUAAAACCAGCAAAUCUAAGCCUCCAUCUUUGAAAAUGGAUGCUACAUUGAAUGAGAUUGUUCAGGCAAGUGAUGAACAAGAACAUCCUGUUUCCAAGGCUACAUAUAACUUUGAGACUGACCAGCUGGAUAACAGCUUCAACCCUUUUACCAUGGGUGGAUCCAAAAUCCCUAACUCUCCUUCAGAGGAAAAGCCUCCUGCUAUUUCAGAACCAGCGUCCAAUGACUCCCCCAAACAGUCAAAGCCUACUCUAAAAAAAACUAAAACCAGCAAAUCUAAGCCUCCAUCUUUGAAAAUGGAUGCUACAUUGAAUGAGAUUGUUCAGGCAAGUGAUGAACAAGAACAUCCUGUUUCCAAGGCUACAUAUAACUUUGAGCCUGACCAGCUGGAUAACAGCUUCAACCCUUUUACCAUGGGUGGAUCCAAAAUCCCUAACUCUCCUUCAGAGGAAAAGCCUCCUGCUAUUUCAGAACUAGAGUCCAAUAGCUCCCCCAAAGAGUCACAGCCUACUCAAAAGACUAAAACCAGCAAAUCGAAAUCUCAGUCCCUGGAAACUGAUGCUACAUUGAGUGAGCUCUCUCAGGCAAAUGAUGGAAAAGAAAUUAUGUAUCCCAAGGCCACAUACAACUUUGACCCUGACCAACUGGAUAGCAGCAUUAACCCCUUGACCAAGGGUGGAUCCAAAAUCCCUAACUCUCCUUCAGAGGAAAAGCCUCCUGCUAUUUCAGAACCAGCGUCCAAUGACUCCCCCAAACAGUCAAAACCAACUCAGGCAAAUGAUGGAAAAGAAAUUAUGUAUCCCAAGGCCACAUACAACUUUGACCCUGACCAACUGGAUAGCAGCAUUAACCCCUUGACCAAGGGUGGAUCCAAAAUCCCUAACUCUCCUUCAGAGGAAAAGCCUCCUGCUAUUUCAGAACCAGCGUCCAAUGACUCCCCCAAACAGUCAAAACCAACUCAAAAAACUAAAACCAGCAAAUCUAAGCCUCCGUCUUUGAAAAUGGAUGCUAUAUUGAAUGAGAUUGUUCAGGCAAAUGAGGAACAAGAACUUCCAGUUCCCAAGGCUACAUACAACCUUGACCUUGACCAGCUGGAUAGUAGCUUUAACCCCUUUACCAAGGGUGGAUCCAAAAUCCCUAACUCUCCUUCAGAGGAAAAACCUCCUGCUAUUUCAGAACCAGCAUCCAAUGACUCCCCUAAACAGUCAAAGCCUACUCAAAAAACUAAUACCGGCAAAUCUAAGCCUCCAUCUUUGAAAAUGGAUGCUACAUUGAAUGAGAUUGUUCAGGCAAGUGAUGAACAAGACCAUCCUGUUUCCAAGGCUACAUACAACGUUGACCUUGACCAGCUGGAUAACAGCUUCAACCCUUUUACCAAGGGUGGAUCCAAAAUCCCUAACUCUCCUUCAGAGGAAAUACCUCCUGCUAUUUCAGAACCAGCAUCCAAUGACUCCCCCAAACAGUCAAAGCCUACUCAAAAAACUAAAACCAGCAAAUCUAUGCCUCAAUCUCUGAAAACGGAUGCUACAUUGAAUGAGAUUGCUCAGGACCAAGAACAUUCUUUUUCCAAGGCUACAUACAACUUUGAGCCUGACCAGCAGGAUGACAGCUUUAACCCCUUGACCAGGGGUGGAUCGGAAAUCCAUAACUCUCCUUGUGAGGAUAAACCUCAUGUUGUUUCAGAACCAGAGUCCAAUGGCUUCCCCGAACAGACAGAGCCUAUUAAAAAGACUAAAACCAUAAAAUCUAAGCCCCCAUGUCUGAAAAUGGAGACUACUUUGAAUGAGAUUGCUCAGGCAAAUGAGGAACAAGAACUUCCAGUUCCCAAGGCCACAUACAACUUUGACCCUGACCAGCUAGAUAACAGCUUUAACCCUUUUACCAGUGGUGGAUCAAAAAUUCAGAACUCUCCUCCACCAUGUGGUUCAAACUCUCUAACACGGCUUGAGCCACUUGGUAGCUCAUUACCUGUCUGUGAGCGCAGCACAGCAGCAGAAGCAGAGGUGAUGGAGCCUUCAUCCGAGACAAAACCUGUGAUGUUGGAGUUUAGCCUGGAUGAGGGGAAGGUCAGCAAGCCACCUCCGAGGAAACUGGGUGGAAAAAAGACAACCAGCAAAUUCGGAGCUAAGAAGCAGAGGCCCAAAGGAUCAGAGGCUUCAUGCAAACCUGCACAAGAACCUACAGUGUCAGAACCAGCAUCUCAACCAAUACCAGAACCAGUGUCCCAGUCAAUAUCAGAACCAGUUUCAGAUCCUCUUCCAGAAACUGCUUUGCCAGUUUCAGAAAAUUUAGAAACUCUGAACCUUGACGAUAUUCCCACUAAAUCAGGAGCAUAUAACUUUGAUCCCACUCAGUGGGACGAUCCAGACUUCAAUCCGUUUGGUAGUAAUAGCAAGGUUAGCAGCUCUCCGGUGCUUCCUAAGGGCUCCUACAGCUUUGACCCAGACACUUUUGAUGACUCUGUGGACCCUUUUAAACCCUCCAAGAGCCUGAGCACAGAGGAUUCAUCUAGCAGUGCUGCUCAGCCUGAGAAGAUGGUGAAAGAUGGAGGCAAACAGAAAGCUGGGCACUUGUCCAGUGAGAAGAAAGUGAGGCAGAUUCCCAAAAAAGGCAAAGAGAAGACAAUUACGAAUUCCUGCAAAGUACAGAAAUAUGAUGAAAGCCAGUCUUUGGUGCUUGACGUGUGCAAUCAGGAGGAAGACGAGGUGGUAGUUCAGACUCCAGAGAUCACACAGCGGGUUCAUCACGCCACAGAUGAGGAGAAGUUAGCCUCCACCGGCAUCACGGGCCAAAUCACAGACCCCCCAGACGAGAGAGGAGAACCUGAAUACAAAAAAGCACCAGUACAAAAACAGCCAAUCAGUGAUGAUCCUGAGCCCAAGCUUUCCAGACACCAGGAGGAGAAGGAGACCUGCAGCCUGAAAGAUGAUAUAAGCGAGAUAUCCAUGAAGCCAACAACAAAAGUGACCAGCAGUGACGCAGGAGACGCAGGAGCACUGAGCCAGGACACCGAACCUCUGAGUGAGAUGGACAAGGCAGCUGUUCUCACUCUGAUCAGAGAAGAGAUCAUCACCAAAGAGAUUGAGGUCAGCGAGUGGAAGAGAAAGUACGAGGAGAGCCGAGCUGAGGUUUUUGAGAUGAGGACAAUUGUUGGAGAAUAUGAGAAGACAGUCGCACAGAUGAUUGAGGAUGAGCAGCAGCAGAAGAGCCUGUCGUGCAGUAAGUCAGUGAGGCAGCUGACCUUAGAGCGAGAUCAGGCCGUUGAUGACCUCAACUCAGUGGAGCGCUCCUUGGCUGACCUCUUCAGGAGGUAUGAGAACUUGAAGGGAGUCCUUGAAGGCUUCAAGAAGAAUGAGGAGGUGCUGAAGAAGUGUGCACACGACAACCUGAUGAGGCUCAAGCAGGAGGAGCAAAGGUACCAAACGCUCAAGGUGCACGCUGAGGAGAAACUGAACAAGGCUUAUGAAGAGAUAGCCCAUGUGCGUGCUAAGGCCGACUCUGAGGGUGUCGCACUGAGCGCCAGCUUGAGGAAAGAGCAGAUGAAGGUGGAGUCACUUGAAAGUUCAGUGCAUCAAAAGAAUCAAGAGAUCGAGGAGCUCACAAAGAUCUGCGAUGAACUGAUUGCCAAAUUGGGAACACACUAAGACUCUGACUGCAGCAUGCGGUGUAACUUCUGUACAUGAGCACACGUCAGCACAUCUUUCUGUCAGCACACCAGUUUAAACAAAAGAGAUAUUAUUGAAAUACAAGAAUGUUGCACUCGCUCAAAUUAUUAUCAGGCUGAAAUAUGAAACCAGGGGAAAAAAUAUGUAAAUGAACAAGCACAACGUUAUCAUAAUGGGUAUUUUAAAUAUUGUGAAGGAGAGAAGGUAAUGGUAAUAUUCCACCUAUUAAUUAUUGACUUGACUUUAUUGACUUUAUUAUUGAUUAUUUUGUUAAAGAUUUAAAGAAUGGGGUUAAAUGAUUAAUUCAACCUGUUAUAGCAGAGAAUUCCCAGAAUCAUUUUAAAUAAUGUGGAAACCGUGGGAAAAAGAAGACAUUUAAGGACAGAACAGUGUCAUACAAUAAGGUACAGUUUCCAGGAAAGCUAAAUCACUCCAUUGACAAUGAAAAUUAGUAGUGAGAUUGUUGGCAUUUCCUUUAUAACACAGGUAUUUCAGCUCUUCUGAUUAUUUCUCCUCGCAUUAGCACAUGAGCUUCUAAAGCUGCCUUUACAUUUUGCCUUUGUUGUUUCAAAUACUUUGAAGUUAAAACACAAAGUUUUGACAUCUUGCACAUUAUGCUGCGUUAAUUAAUAAUCAGACCGUACCCCAGGUUAUGUAAUGGUCACAAUCACGAAAUUAAAUCACGUGCCAUAUUUCUUAUUCUCUCACUCUGAGUGUGGAAAAGUCAAACAAGCACAUUCUGUCGCUGCCAUGAAGAUAUUUUCAGGUAUUUCACUUGUGAGUAAAUCUUUUGCUGCUUUGUUUUGUUUACUACAUUUAAAAUCUUUAACGACUAUCUACUAUGUUAAGGCUUUUUUUUGUUGUUUUGUUUUUUUACACCUCCUCCACACUGUGUACAUAUACAGUUUGAAUGCUUCACCUGCAGUUACAGACCAAUAAGGCAUGUGCUAAUAUGUUGGAACUUUUAUAGUAAAGGCUUGUGUUUUGGGAGCAAAUCAUUAUUAGGACGUAAUGGAUCCAUAAAACAUUUUCUGAUCUGAUAUUGCUCAGAUAUAAAUCAUAUAUAUGUAUAUAGAAAUGACAGUUUCCAUCAGCACAAUCAUUUGCCAAAUGUCAGUGUAAAGUGAAGUGGGUUUCAGUGUGACUGUGUCCAGGUGCAGUGGUGUUACAGUGAGGUGCUUUUCAGUGCAAACCCAUCGUUACACACCGUUACGUGUGAAUUUUAUACGUUAUGGAAAGAGUAUUCUGAAGUUCAUUCUUAAUAUUUGUAUAAACUGAAGAUUGAAGUAUAUACCCAGAUUAUUUUGUGCAUUCCUGAAUAAAUUUAAUAUCAUGCCA